GGGUCUGCCGAUGUACACGCCCCAGUCUCGCCUUUUCCUUUGUGUAGAAUGCGGGCAUCACACACUAUUUGGGUCUUGUAAUACGUGUCGACCUUCGUUUGCUUGAGGGCAUUUCCCUUUGGCGUUUAGUUAGAGGAGCCACGCCGGCUUCUUUUUGGAUUCAUUUUUUCCUUCUCCCGUGACGCCCAUCACCGCUCUCCCCGCACUCCACAGGUGUUUGUCCCGCUGCAUGAAGCGCCUAUCGUUUGACGCCCACCGCGUCGGCGCCGGCUCCCGCUCCCCGCCCCCCUCCCUGCGCCGACCGACCACCUCCGCCCCUCUCCCCAGCGGCGACGCCGUUUUUUCCUCGCCGCCCUCGCGACGGGUGCGCGGCGACGCCAUGAACAUCCACAGCAGCCACGUCACCAGCAGCAGCAGCAGUGGACGCUACGGCGUCUCUGCCCCUGCGCCGCCGUCGCUGGCGGUGUCACCGAGAGUGGAGACUACGACCACGCCGACGACAUCAGCAGCGGCAGCGCCACCCACACAGCUGCGUCUGCGGAGUAAGUCCGCUACGCAGCGCCGCACCGCCGUCGCAACGCCGGGGGCGGGCCACAGUGGUCGUGACGGUGCGGGAGGGCACAGCGCCCGCGCGGAACCACCGCGUCCAAACCCCCGUGGUCGACGAGGUGAAAACGUAGGCGACGUGAGCGCGGUUCCCACGCAGGAAGGGGCUGCGCAGCACAUGCGAGCCCGCAAAGUAGACGGCGGUGCCCCCUCUGCGCGGCGGGCCGCGACGUCGGCCGCUUCGCCCACCCCUGCUAUUGCGGUGGCCCCAUCUACGAACUCUUCCGCAGGGCUGACGAACUACCAAGCACUGCAGCGGGUCCGGAUGAUGGUCGUGGCUCCGACGACGACAUCUGCCAGCGAGGCUGCUGUCCGUGGACGUAAUACAAGUAGUAGCGGCAACAGUCCUGGCCACGUCUCUGCUGCGGUGCAUGCGAGGGAAGGGGAGGUCACAUCCCCGCUGACGUCGCCUACCGUCGCCUGCACCCCACCGCGUGGCCGCACCCACAUCAGCAACUCCUGCCCUUUGCCACCGAUGCUGAAUCAAGCGCGGACCCCGGUGUCGCUGAGCUCCUGCGAAGCCUCCUCCUCCUCCAACCCGAGCCGAUCGCUGUGCUUCGUUCCGCUGCUGCGCACGCCGUCAGCCACACCGGAGCGGGGGGCCGAGUCCCCCGCGAUGCAGCAUCGCGUGCCUCCGCUGAUCAAGUUCACGCCGCCGAGUCAGCCGCUGUUGUCGUCUCCGGUGGAGUCCUUCAGCCCGCCGACGCCGCCGAUUGUGGCCCACUCGCAGCAGCACCAGAACCUGCGUGGUGCCGCGCCUUCCAACUGGUCGAGCUCUACGCUGACGGACUCCGCCGUUACGCCGCACGGCGGUGACUGCCUCACCUGGACUCCGUCGGGCAGCCUGAGCGACGACCUGAGCACCCAGCCAUCGCAGCAGCCGCAGCAGCAACAGCACGCCUUCUCACAGGUGAUGGCAAGCGCAAAGGAGGAGCGGCGGCCGCGGUCUCUGCCCUCUCACGGCCGCUUCAGCACGAGCGAAGGGCGGCCACUACUAACCGCAGAACGGCAGUUCCCGCCCCUUCUCGCGCCGCAGAGUCACACGGUGGUCGUGCCGGCACAGAGCGUACUACCGGGGAGCCCCUCAACUCCUGUCUCGUCGUCUCCUGCGGGGUCUCCGACGGAGAUGGGCGGCGGCGCUGCGGCCAUGCGACCACCGCUCGCACGUGACGCCGCCGUUGCCUCGGCAGGCACGUACCCCAUCCACGCCCCCGCCGCACUGCUACUACCACCACCGCAGCCCAUCCUGCACAAGCCCACCGCAGUGAGGAGGGCAUCACCACCUGUAGCAGCCGCACGCGACCAGCACGCGGCCGCGACGGCAUCGCCCAAUCCACUGCGCCCACCGCGAGCAAACGCUAUCGCGUCCCACCUCGUCAGCACCUCCACAGACCGUCGGCCGCUGAUCGGCGCGUCAGCGGGCUCCAACACAGCCGCGGCGACCGCAGCAUCAACCAGCACCGUUCGCACUGGCACGAAGUCGCCCGCCGGAACACUCUCCACCGAGGCGGCGAAGAAGGCGAUGAAGGACCGCCGGCGGCGUGAGCUCUACGCGUGGAACGAGCAGCUGCGUCUUAAGAACGAGGCGGGUGUUCAGGAUGCUGUGUGA
Molecule: messenger RNA, 2215 nt
Organism: Leptomonas pyrrhocoris
Lineage: Eukaryota; Euglenozoa; Kinetoplastea; Trypanosomatida; Trypanosomatidae
Exons: 1
Coding region: 230-2215 (661 amino acids)
Source: RefSeq, a predicted model, not a curated record